Molecule: messenger RNA, 576 nt
Organism: Armigeres subalbatus
Lineage: Eukaryota; Metazoa; Arthropoda; Insecta; Diptera; Culicidae
Exons: 1
Coding region: 1-576 (191 amino acids)
Source: RefSeq, a predicted model, not a curated record
AUGUUCAGAAGCUUGAUACACCGCAGCAAACAGUUCACUGACAUAAAUAAGUUUACUUAUCUUAGAUCGUCACUCGUAGGUGAAGCGCUGCAGGAGAUUGAGACAAUCGAGAUUACGGCGGCAAAUUACACUAUCGCUUGGGAGCAGCUGCAAAAACGAUAUGAGAAUCGAAAGCUCAUUGUUAAAUCUCACAUCGAUGCACUUUUUGCAGUAGAACCGGUACGAAGAGAGAGCUAUGAGGCUCUGAGUUAUCUUCUUAGUGAAUAUGAGCGCAAUCUGCAAAUGCUGGAUAAGGUGGGAGAAAAUACGUCGGAAUGGAGCACUAUCCUCGUACACAUGAUGUGCGCCAGAUUAGAUUCAUCGACUUUGCGGAAUUGGGAAACUCACCAUUGCUCUUCGGAGGUUCCGAAAUACACAGAACUGAUAGAGUUCCUACGCAAACAUUGUGCUAUUCUUCAGUCAAUAGCUCCAGACAAGCCAGUUCAAGUCGAGAUGAAGAAACCUAAAUUUUCUGUCAGCCAUGUCCAUUCUGCUCUGGAGAGGCACACUCUGCAUUCAAGUGCCAAAGUUUCAUAA